AUGUCCAUCGAUCCCAAACCAGUCAUAAUUAUUGUCUAUGAUGCCCCUUCGCUUCAAGCCGACGAAGAUUUGUUCUUUCCAUAUGGAUCAGCGGAAGGUGAUACGGUUUUAUUAACCGGGGACGAACUUAAUACCGAUGUACCUAUCACACCCGGCCAAGGUUUCAAGUUUUACGGGUCUCAACAGAGUAAUAUCAUAGUCAACAACAACGGUGUCAUUUUCUUCGGCAGUAGUAGUACUCCAUACCUCAACCGAUUCCCUGAGGAUCCUCCGCCUUUGCACGACCAUGCCAAUGCCCUCAUUACACCAUACUGGGCCGACACUGACCCUACUAAGGAAGGUGCCAAUGUAUUUUACCGUAGCAUUACACGUGUCAGUAGCGUUGAUCAGGAUGCCUUUGACCUGGCUGAUGAUGUCGUGAGGAUGUCCUUCAUGGAGCUGCAGAAUUUCCAGACAUCGUGGAUGUUCGUUGUGACUUGGGACAAUUUGGGAUAUUAUAGUCCAAUUACUCCUUCAAACCUUGCUGGUUUUGGUGCUGGUGAUAAAAUAAAUUCCUACACGCUAGAAGGAUCUCAAACCCAAGACAUAAUUGCUAUUAACGAGAAGAGCAAUAUUGGUGUUCCCGGGCGAUUCAUUUUUAAAAUUGAUGAAGCAAAUAUGAUAACGGAACCUUCUAUCCCUACAUCAGAUUUGUUCUUUCCAUAUGGAUCAGCGGAAGGUGAUACGGUUUUAUUAACCGAGGACGAACUUAAUACCGAUGUACCUAUCACACCCGGCCAAGGUUUCAAGUUUUACGGGUCUCAACAGAGUAAUAUCAUAGUCAACAACAACGGUGUCAUUUUCUUCGGCAGUAGUAGUACUCCAUACCUCAACCGAUUCCCUGAGGAUCCUCCGCCUUUGCACGACCAUGCCAAUGCCCUCAUUACACCAUACUGGGCCGACACUGACCCUACUAAGGAAGGUGCCAAUGUAUUUUACCGUAGCAUUACACGUGUCAGUAGCGUUGAUCAUGAUGCCUUUGACCUGGCUGAUGAUGUCGUGAGGAUGUCCUUCAUGGAGCUGCAGAAUUUCCAGACAUCGUGGAUGUUCGUUGUGACUUGGGACAAUUUGGGAUAUUAUAGUCCAAUUACUCCUUCAAACCUUCUUUAA
This is a messenger RNA of Strongylocentrotus purpuratus (purple sea urchin), 1149 nucleotides long. RefSeq lists its product as uncharacterized. Lineage: Eukaryota; Metazoa; Echinodermata; Echinoidea; Camarodonta; Strongylocentrotidae. Bases 1 to 1149 code for a protein of 382 amino acids. The record is from RefSeq and is a predicted model, not a curated record. The transcript is spliced from 7 exons. Gene Ontology annotation, biological process: cell-matrix adhesion.